UGUUAUCUUGUCCCCCUGGUAGAGAUGGUGGCCACCCAGGCCCAGAUGAACCUGGCCCAGGUCCCUGUACUCCAGAGGGACUACUGCGCCCACCACCUCAUCAAGCUCAUGAAGUGUAAGAGGGACAACUGGCCCAACUUCCUGGCCUGUAAACACGAGAGACACGACUGGGACUACUGCGAGCACCAGGACUACGUGAUGCGUAUGAAGGAGUAUGAGCGGGAGCGACGGCUGCAGAUGAGGAAGAAGAGGGUGGAGGAAGCCCAGGCAGCUUGAGCAUCAUCGUCAUCAUGACCUCUAACCCCCGACCCCUCUGUGUACAUACCUGCUGCUCUCCACAAUAAAGACCUUUUGAGCUCCACUACUCUA
This is a messenger RNA of Salvelinus namaycush (lake trout), 369 nucleotides long. Its product is annotated as NADH dehydrogenase [ubiquinone] 1 beta subcomplex subunit 7-like. The record is from RefSeq and is a predicted model, not a curated record. The transcript has 2 exons. Bases 25 to 276 code for a protein of 83 amino acids. NCBI's taxonomy places the organism in Eukaryota, Metazoa, Chordata, Actinopteri, Salmoniformes, Salmonidae. Gene Ontology annotation, cellular component: mitochondrion.